Drosophila guanche is the source of this 443-nucleotide messenger RNA. RefSeq lists its product as uncharacterized. The coding region runs from base 39 to 413 and encodes 124 amino acids. The transcript has 2 exons. The record is from RefSeq and is a predicted model, not a curated record. Lineage: Eukaryota; Metazoa; Arthropoda; Insecta; Diptera; Drosophilidae.
ACGAGCUUCAGUCUCAUUGCCCCCGUCAAGCCGUCGAGAUGAAAUCGUUUUUGCUGUGCUCUACCCUGUUCGCCGUGCUGCUGAUCGUCCAGGUCCAGGUCCAGGUGCGUGCCGACUGCGACGAGACAAAGAGCCCGGACGACAGCGACUUCAAGCACUUCUUCAAGAAUCUCGGCUGCAAGGUGAAGCAGGGUGCCGAGGAUGUGGCCGAGGCGGCCAAGCCCUACACCGACAAGAUCGGUGAGGGGGCCAAGGACUUUGGCAGCUCCGUUGCCCACAAGUACGACGAGCUGAAGCAUCGCCUCAGCGAUGACACCUCCUCGCCAAAGCCCCCGUCGGCGGUGCCUUAUGAUGCGCCCACCGAGAAGGUGCCCCUCGCACCCAUUGCGCCCUCCCACCCACCCGCUCUAUAGGAAACGCCACUGCAGCAGCGCACAUUUCUU